GAGUUGUGUGGUUUUGUUUGCUCUUAAGUAUUUCCUCUUUCUCAAUUUCCUUUUUAGUUUUUUAUUGCUCAGUUUUUCACGUGUUUAUUCGUAAUCUCCAUUAAAAAUGUCCUGAUCUUAGACUGUUUAAAUUGUUUCAUUCAACUCAACACAACCGAUGAAGGUUUUCGGCCUAUUACCUGAUGUUUCCACAAAAUUGUAGCGAUUACAUAACCUGUUUCAAUCUUAUGGGAUUGUUGGCUCCAAUGGCCCAUCGCCCUGAUUCUAAUAUUUUUGGGUGAAGGUUAUGCUAUUCGUUUACUGAUGAAACACGUUGCCCUUAUAUUGGCUCGAUCUGGCAGCCAAUCAAUUCCAGAUAAAAAUAUUUUUCCUAUCAACGGAACGCCAUUAAUUGGUUACUGUUUAAAGGUAGUUGAUUCAUGCGAUUUUCUUGAUGAAAUUUGGGUUUCUACUAACGAUAAUCACAUUGCUAACAUAUCGCGUUCAUUCUCACCACGAGUUCAAAUCCAUUUCCGACCUGAAACAGAGUCUGGAAAUGAUUGCUCUUCCCUGAAAUCUGUGAAAAAUUUUCUGUCUACCCAUGAAGUGUCUGGUGCUAUAUAUUUGAUACAAUGUACAUCUCCAUGCUUAAACAAAAUUUAUCUGAAGCAAGCAUUUGAUUUGAUCUCAUGUGGAUCAUGGAAUUCAGUUUUUUCUGUUACAAAAUCUCACCAUCUCCGUUGGUCGCCAAAAAUAGACUGUGGAGUAAUGCCCGUUAACUUCGAUCCUGCAGCACGACCAAGAAGGCAAGAUUGGCCAGGAGAAUUGGUUGAGUCGGGACAUUUUUAUGUUACCAAGAACAGCGUGAUCUUCGAAAAGAAUUUACUUCAAUGUUCAGAAAAAUCAACAAUUGUUGAAAUCCCUAGCUGUAUGUCUCUUGAACUUGACGAACCUUGGCAAAUACCUUUCGUUGAACUCAUGGUAAAGCUUUAUUAUGAAAUUCCAAUCCAAACUUCUGGUCCAAAAGGCAGAGAAGAUGAACUGAUGGGUCAAGUCUGAUUUUCUGGUAACUCGUCGGUUUUCUCGUUUGGCUAUGGCUAUGGCUAAAUUUGCUUAGUAUGGCUAUUUUUGUGUGACUAAUAAAACUUAACUUAACUAAUUUAA
This is a messenger RNA of Tetranychus urticae (two-spotted spider mite), 1143 nucleotides long. RefSeq names its product CMP-sialic acid synthase (gene Csas). The record is from RefSeq and is a predicted model, not a curated record. Gene Ontology annotation, molecular function: N-acylneuraminate cytidylyltransferase activity. NCBI's taxonomy places the organism in Eukaryota, Metazoa, Arthropoda, Arachnida, Trombidiformes, Tetranychidae.